Bacidia gigantensis is the source of this 1914-nucleotide messenger RNA. RefSeq lists its product as uncharacterized. The transcript is spliced from 2 exons. The record is from RefSeq and is a predicted model, not a curated record. The coding region runs from base 1 to 1914 and encodes 637 amino acids. NCBI's taxonomy places the organism in Eukaryota, Fungi, Ascomycota, Lecanoromycetes, Lecanorales, Ramalinaceae.
AUGACGCGAGCUCCGACGCAGCUAAUGCUAGAAGACCACAAUUCGAAGCGCGAGGCAAAUCCUCUACAGAACUUAGGAUUGAUGUCACUAGUAGCACCGGGAGAUAUUGUUCUAGGACCACCUAAAACCGCUUUUGCCUCUGCCUCUGGGCGCAACGGUCAACGAUCAGCACUAUCCAGUCACGACGAAGACGCAUCCUCCAAGAAUCGAAAUGGACAACGAGAAGGAUAUAGACUAGAGCUGCAAGGACACGAGCGAGAGGAGGGGAAUUCUCGUGAGGGGAGGAAUGGACAGAUUAGCAAUAGACGGAGUGUGAAAGAUGAUCCCGAAAUGUGGGCCAAUGCCCGACAGCCCCGAAAACCUGACGAAGAAGAAAAGGAGAAGCCUCGCAAGAGAAAUGAUGAGUGGGAUAACAACCGAACGAAAGAUCCUAGGAAUGAAAGACGAGAGCGAGGAAUUGAUGCCAACGGAGAAAACGAAGACUCGUCUCGCUCUGAGCGACGAAACGGGACCUCUCGAAGCCACGAAAUGCCGCUCUGGGGUCGAGACGCUAAGCAAACGGAGAAAGUGGAUGGCUUUUCGGAACGAAGCAAUCUCAGAGGUCCUGUUGCCAGGGGAAAACGUGGACUGCGUGAGCAGAGCCAUGGCUGGGGUCGAGGCGCUGCUGCAGAUGAAGACCCGCUGUGGCUGGGUGAAGAUGAGACAACAGAGGAGAAGAAGCCUCCACCAACUCAAGAGGAUUUUGAGGAGUUCAGAGCCCAGAUGAAAGCGCGCAAUUCGAAGGACGCAGCCCCAGCCAAGGCCGACCAUGGAUCUCAAAGUUUGCCUCGCGAUAUCGGAAAUGGGACCAGUCCUUCACACAAGAAACAAUCCGAAACGUUCGAUUUCAGCAAUUUCCACGACACGUUUUACGACAUACUUAGCCAGCCUAAGAAACAUCAUGAGGCACUCGCAGAAGAGUCGCGGCAGGACUUGAUGCACGCAGCUGCUAAGCUAGCAAAACCGUCCAAAUUUACGAGUCUAUUUAGUGCCAAUCCUGCCGUCAAGCCGCCAAUUAUACCAGCUAUCGAAGAUCCUGCCAGCGAAGAUAAAGCUGGCUUCCAACGGAUACUCAAGCUGCUUGACCAGCAGCAGCAACCAAUCAUGGGAGAGCAGACGCCACCACGGGCAGCCACCAGACAGAACUCGCUCGCAUCUCCGCCUGUCCAGUCACCUCCAGCCAAACCACAGCAAGAUGAAGUGCGUUCACCGCCUCCAGAGCAUACAGCAAAGCCACAAGACAGAGAGUUCUUACUCAACCUCAUGCGUCGGCCAAUGCAAAACUUUCCAGAGCACUCCCGAUCGAACAUCAAUGCGCAUCGAGUCCAAGAAAAUCAAUCAAUUACGUCGCCGUUCGCCAAUCUUGCAAUGUCCCCUCCUCAGGAGGCGCCUCAUCAACAACCAUCUUCGGGGCCGCCUCCAGGAUUCUUCGACGAAAGCUUCAGGCAAGAAAUGCCACCACGCGACAAGCUGAACCCGACUGCUGGGCUCCAACGAGCAGCUCCUCCAGGCCUCUUUGACCAAUUCAAUCAGCCACAACGACCUCCGCCCUCAACUCUACCACCUGGGCUUGAACGACGUCCCCCUGGCUUCGACCACCUGCCCUCCGGAUACGGCCAGCAUUCGUCACAAAGACAAGGUAUGCCUCCGCCCCCGGGCUUUCCACCCCCGCAGCGAGGGUCCGGCAGUAUGGGACCUGGAAUGUUUCCCUCGCGACCAAAUGGAGUCGGUAUGCCCCCACCGCCUGGCUUCAUGAACAUGGGCGGACCGCCGCCUCCAGGAUUCAUGGGAUACGGUCAUGAAGGGCCCGGCCUUGGUGGAGGCGGGUUCGAGCUUGGGCAAGGGUUUCUUCCACCUGGGCAUGCGCGCAGGUGA